CACGUGACUCCCGUCCGCGGCCUCGGCGGCGCUCACCGCGACUUGCGCCGUCUUCCGCCUGACGCGCCCCCGGCGGCAGCCGCGCAGCCCUGGCUCCUCGCGGGCUCGGGCGCCGGCUGCGGCGGGGCUAUGGCGAGCGGCGGUGGCGGGGGUAGCACCGGCGCGGGUGGGGGUGCCGGGCCGGGCCUGAGCCUCGGCCUGGGCCUGGGUCCGAGCCUAGGCAUGAGUGAGGCCACCGGCGAGGCGGAGGAGGAGACGGCCACGGCCGAGGCGGUAGGACGCCUGGCCACGACGCUGUGGCUGCGCCUCCGCGGCUGGGAGGCGGUGCUGGCGGCCGCACAGCGGCUGCUGGUGUGGGAGAAGCCGCUGCACAGCCUGGUCACGGCGGCCGCGCUCAACGGCCUCUUCUGGUUGUUGUCUUCGUCGUCCCUCCGGCCCUUUUUCUUACUCAGCAUCUCACUUUUGGCCUAUUUUCUGCUGGAUCUUUGGCAGCCUCGCCUCUUCCCUGACUUCUCAGCAUCAUCCCCAGAGGAGCCACACUCUGACAGUGAGGGUGCGGGGUCAGGCGCCCGGCCGCACCUGCUGAGUGUGCCCGAGUUGUGCAGAUACCUGGCUGAGAGCUGGCUCACCUUCCAGAUUCACCUGCAGGAGCUGCUGCAGUACAAGAGGCAGAAUCCAGCUCAGUUCUGUGCUCGAGUCUGCUCCGGCUGUGCUGUGUUGGCUGUGCUGGGACACUAUGUCCCAGGGAUUAUGAUUUCCUACAUUGUCUUGCUGAGUAUCCUGCUGUGGCCCCUGGUGGUUUAUCAUGAACUGAUCCAGAGGAUGUAUACUCGCCUUGAGCCCCUGCUCAUGCAGUUGGACUACAGCAUGAAGGCAGAAGCUGACGCCCUGCACCACAAACACGACAAGAAGAAGCGGCAAGGGAAGAACAUACCCCCCGGAGGUGAUGAGCCACUGGCGGAGACAGAGAGUGAAAGCGAGGCAGAACUGGCUGGCUUCUCCCCGGUGGUGGAUGUGAAGAAAACAGCACUGGCUUUGGCCAUUACAGACUCAGAGCUGUCAGAUGAGGAGGCGUCUAUCUUGGAGAGUGGUGGCUUCUCUGUAUCCCGGGCCACAACUCCACAACUAACUGAUGUCUCGGAGGAUUUGGACCAGCAGAGCCUGCCAAGUGAGCCAGAGGAGGCCCUGAGCCGGGAGCUGGGGGAGGGAGAGGAGACAGAGUUGGCCCCUCCUGAAGACCUGCUGGGCCCCCCUCAGGCCCUCUCGAGGCAAGACCUGGACUCAGAGGAGGAAGAAGAUGUGGCAGCCAAGGAAACCUUGCUUCGGCUCUCGUCCCCCCUUCACUUUGUGAACACGCACUUCAAUGGGGCAAGCUCUCCCACAGAUGAUGUGAAGCUUUCCCCUGGAGGACCAGUGGAGACACUGAGCCCAGAGGCAGUGAGUGGUAGCCCCACCACUCCCUCCAGCACCCUGCCACCCCUCCUUUGCCUUGCUGAAAGUGACCCAGUGCCCUCUCCCUCGGUACUCCCUCCUCUUUCCCAGGACUCACCCCAACCCCUGCCUGCCCCUAAGGAAGAAGAGGCACUCACCACUGAGGACUUCGAGUUACUGGAUCAGGGGGAGCUGGAGCAGCUGAAUGCAGAGCUGGGGUUGGGACCAGAGACAUCCCCAAAGCCUCCUGAUGCUCCACCCCUAGGGCCCAACACCCUUUCUCUGGUACAGUCAGACCAAGAGGCUCAGGCCAUGGCAGAGCCAUGAGCCAUGGAAGGAAUUGCAGGCACAGUAGGGCUUCCCGGCCAGGGGUGUCAAUGUUUCCUCCAUUCCCUACUGUGGGGAAGGCAGCACGUGGGGAAGCCGGCCGUCAGAUGGUAGCCAGUCCACCCCCUGCCUGCCUGCCUGCUGUCCCAGGUCUGGUAUACUACCUGGGAUUGGUUUUAAGCUUGUAAAUAAUUUUACAUUUGGGUUAGUGGAUGUGAACAGGACUAGGGAAGUCCUUCCCACAGCCUGCACUUGCCUCCCUGCCUCAUCUCUAUUCUCAUUCCACUCUGCCCCAAGCCCUGGUGGGCGAUCCCUUUCUUUUUCCUCCUAUCCUCAGGGACCUAUGCUGCUCUGUCCUCGUGUCCCACUUGGUUGUUUAGUUCAGGCACUUUAUAAUUUUUUUCUUCUGUCCUGUGCUCCUCUCUGCUUUAUUUCCCUGCUGUGUCCUGUCCUUAGCAGCUCAUCCCCACUCUGCCAGCGCCUCCUUCCAUGGCUAAACUUUAGGGGGGCUCCUGUCGGGGAGGGACAGACUAAACCUGGGGUGGUGGGUUAGGCCAGUAGUUGAGCACUUAGGUCACUGUAGCCCGUGGAGCCUCCACUGCACCUUUGGCCUAGUUCGUCCCAGCCUUUCACAAUAGGGGCAGAGCUGGGAUCCCACAGCACAUGCACCAGCACUGCAUUAGUGAGCAGGAGCUCUGUCUUGUUAGCAUGUGGUUCUCUCUUACUAUCCCAGGGAAGAAUGAGACGUGCUUCUCUGGCCAUGGCUCGUUCAAGUGUGGUGGGAUCCCCUGCUAGGGUCAGGAAGUGGACAGUAACAUCUGUGCAGGUGUCGACUGGAAAAAUAAAGUGUUGAUUGGCUAGAACUGCCUGCCUGCCUCACUGAGCUCUGCCACACUCUGUGCUCUGUCCCCUCCUCACCCCUUCCUUGUCCUCAAUCUUGCUCCUGGCUAUUUAUUUACCUGGUGCAAAACAAGGCCAGAAGCAAGUUAGGGACCCUGACAGCCCUAACUUGUCCUUAGCCAUCUUCCCUGACAGUGUGAUAUGUUCAGUGAGAUUUGGCAUGUGUGAAUAAAGUGUAUGCAGGAGGAAAU
Messenger RNA from Hipposideros armiger (great roundleaf bat), 2849 nucleotides. It is a transcript of the gene RETREG2, whose product is annotated as reticulophagy regulator family member 2. The coding region runs from base 130 to 1758 and encodes 542 amino acids. Gene Ontology annotation, cellular component: membrane. The transcript has 9 exons. NCBI's taxonomy places the organism in Eukaryota, Metazoa, Chordata, Mammalia, Chiroptera, Hipposideridae. The record is from RefSeq and is a predicted model, not a curated record.